Messenger RNA from Caenorhabditis angaria, 2166 nucleotides. Lineage: Eukaryota; Metazoa; Nematoda; Chromadorea; Rhabditida; Rhabditidae. The record is from the annotation of a GenBank genome assembly.
AUGUCAAUUGACGAGCUGUUGGAUUUUGAGAAAAGAUUCGAAGAAUACGCGGAACCGUCUCGAUAUUAUCCAAGUGAAGAUAUCAUUGCAUCAUGCUGUUGUCUCGAUUAUUGCAAUUUAUUCAUUUCAAGGUGAGUUUAAAAAUUUAUCUAGAUCAUAAUAGAAAUUCAACAAAUUUUAUUCAGAUCCACUAUUUUGCAAGCUAGAUCGAAAUAUGUAGAAUUUGCGGCAAAAUUGAAGAAUACACCGAAACAAACAGUAGGUUAUCAUUUUGUUUUGAGAUUUUGAAAAGUGUAUGUGUUCAGAUUCGAAAUUUGUUCUUGGAUACAGUUAUAAAAGAGCAAACUGACGGAACUUAUAAAAUAAUUUAUUCGAUUCCGGCCUGUUUUAAUAUGUAUGCUCGUAUUUUUGGUAUGUCUUUCAGUAAUUUUAUCGAUUGCAAUGAUGGGAACAUGUCAAAAUUAAGAAAAGGAUCAAUAUAUCAGAAAACAGUGGACAAGUUGGGAAAAACUAUAAAAGUUUUGAGUAACUUUUGUCAGUUUCAUCCAUGUGGCGGCCUUCUUCUUCCACCAGAUUUCAAUGAACGAAUGUGUAUGAUGCCAAAAGGAUCAAUGAUGCCAACUCGAACUUUGAGAAAGUAUAUAAAAUCAAAAAUAAAAAGACGAAAGGCCGAUUUGCUUCUUCGCUGCACAACUUGUAUUUCACUGAAGCACACAAUUCGAACAUAUGGUGGAAGAACGAUGAUAGCAGCCUAUAAAAAAUUGAAAGCUCAUUACUCGUUUGUAAAUCAUGAACGAGGAACACUGGAGGCGCUCGCGGAGAUUUCACGUGAUGAAUCUUCAGAUAUCACUCUUAUCAAGUGUGAUGGCAUGUCAAAUCGAUUCAGCAAGCUGCCACUAAUGAUUUCUCGACCGAAAACGAUUGGAGAUGCCGAUAGGAUUGCGGUGAAAUUGGAUACUUGUCAGCUUGCUAGAAAUACAGGUGCAGUGUUUUGAAACUCUUCACGAAUCAUUUUUCUUUAAAUGAACUAUAUUUCAGAUACAAAUGCUUACAAAAAUUACGACUACAUCGCAUUGAAUGGAAAGUAUCAAUGUGAUUCCUCAUAUAUACUUUCGCUGUUAUUCGACACAUUGUCGAAAGUAAAUACACCCAACACCGUUUUGGAGUAACCUUUUUUUUUUAGAUCAACAAAAUCGGACCUCAUCUUGUAUUAGUUUUUGAUGGAUGUGCUACAAACAGAAGCGAAGUUCUAUUUGGUGGAUUAUGUGUGCUGUUAGCAAAGUCACAAAUCGUGAAAAAGGUAUUUGAAAAAUCAAAUUUGGAGACAUGAAAAAUAAUUUCUAUUUUAUCAGAUAACUGUUCUUUAUCAAACGACAGGCCAUUCACACAACUCGGUAGACUCGCAUUUUGGUGUACUUUCCAAAAAACUCAGAAAAAUCGAUGCAUAUGAUCCGAACGGUUAGUUUUUUCUCUUUAAAUUUAAAAUUAACCUUGAGAUUUUUGACAGUUUUUUUUUCAGAUUUUGCGAACACUCUUCGAUCCAUCGACUCUGUGUUUGAUGUUAUCGAAGAUCACACAGUUUAUGAUUUCAGCGAGUUAUCCACACACACCAUCAAGUAUAAAUACAGAACGACUAACCAUCAAUUCAUUUUUCGAAAAGUGAAUGGUGAGCUUCAAAAACUUCAUUUUGAAAGUAAAAAGAUUUUUUCCAGAUAAAAUGGUUUGGAGCACUGCCAAAUUCAUAAAUAGUAAUAUGAUAUUCGAAUCAGACAAUUUUCAGAAUUCGUUUCCUGUUUUCCAGGUGGGUUUAAUUACUUCAAUAAAACAGUAACAAAAUGCCGUUGUUUUUAGGAUACAUUUGAUCCAUCAAAUUUUUGGCCAAAAAUUCGUAAAAGUAAUUGCACGGCAUCAACGAUGCUUUUGGCUAAUCUGAUCAAAGUUUGCGGUGGAUUUUUAUCUCAAAUGAAUCGGGAAGAAUUUCGAAAUCAUAUCAAUAAGUAUGGAAAAACCACGUUUAGAAGAACAAUUAAUCUGAUUGAAAAUUCCAUACGAAAAGGAAUGGAAAUGGAUGACGAUGAAGAGGAGACGGCAACCUCGAUUAUUACAUAUUUAAAAUCGCUUGAUUUCAAAACAGUUCGAGCACCAUGUGAUCCAAUUAUUCCAUAG